AACGGGAAACAAGAUGGCGGCGGCAGGUCCGAGUACUCGGGCCUCUUCCGCGGCGGCAGCGGCAGCUCUCAGUCGGCGGGGCCGACGGGGCCGCUGUGACGAGAUGGCGGCAGCCAAGACUGGGGCCCCGGGCGCAGCCUCUGGCCCCGCGCUGCUGGUAUUGCCGCCACCGCUGCUGCAGCCGCCGCCACCGCCGCGGCCGGAGGAGUCGGGCUGCGCCGGGUGCUUGGAGACCCCGGGGGAAGCGGCGGCCCUGCCGUGCGGCCACUCGCUGUGCCGAGGCUGCGCCCAGCGCGCCGCCGACGCAGCGGGCCCGGGUUGCCCGCGCUGCCGAGCCCGCGGUCCCGGUUGGGCCCGCCGUCGGGCCCGCGACGACGGCCAGGCCGACGCGGAGGUGCAGGGCGAGCGCGCCCGCCGCGGCCAGCCCGAGCGCUGCCGCCCGCGCCGGGACGGGGGCGCGGCCGCCGCGGGGCCCAGGCCGGAGCAGGAGCCGCGCGCCGCGGCCGCAGAGCCAGAGUUUAUAUUCAGAGCACCAAUCAAGUUAAGCAAGCCUGGAGAACUUCGUGAGGAAUAUGAAAGCCUGAGAAAGCUGAGAGAGGAGAAGUUACAAGAGGAGAAAACCUCUGAAGAUCAAAUCCACAAGCUGUUAUCGGAGGAUACGGAAACAGGGAAAAGGAAAAUGGAUGACCAGAAAAAGAGAGAUGAGCCAUUAGUACUGAAGACAGAUCUGGAACAUUGUCCUGCGCGCCUCUCAGAUUCAGAGAACGAAGAACCUUCCCGAGGAAAGAUGACACAGACCCAUCGCUCGGCAUUUGUUUCCAAGAACAACUCCUACUCCUUAGCUUUCCUGGCAGGGAACCUAAAUUCCAAGGUGGAGAGGAGUCAGAGCUGCAGUGACACUGCUCAAGACAGAGUGAAGAGCAGACUCAGAGCAGCCCCGACCAGCAAAACCAAGGUUACGGCUCUGACCCCAGCCUCCAACCCCAUCAUCGGCGUCCUCCUGUCCACCCAGAACAAUCGUUGCCUCUCCGCCCCUGACUUAACGGUGGAAAAACGUCUCCCCUUCAGCUCCCUCUCAUCCUUGGCUUCUCUGCAUAAGCCAGAACGCUCCAUCAGUCCGGAGAGCAAUGAUAGUAUCUCCGAGGAACUAAACCAUUUCAAGCCCAUUGUCUGCUCACCGUGUACUCCUCCCAAGAGACUCCCCGAUGGCCGAGUGCUCAGUCCCCUCAUCAUCAAAUCAACACCCCGCAACCUCAACAGAAGCCUGCAGAAGCAGACUUCUUACGAGGCUAGUCCAAGGAUCCUCAAAAAGUGGGAACAGAUCUUUCAGGAGCGGCAGAUCAAAAAGACCCUUUCGAAAGCCACCCUCACCUCCCUGGCUCCAGAAACAGGGGAAGACUUAGUAGUGUCUGAGGUGACCCAUUCUAGCAAGGAAAAGCCACCUCUGGCUUUACAGGCGAGACUGGCCGGGGGCCAGGCCCUCUCUGAGUGGGCCGGACCCACCCCCACCGACCUCGAUUAUGUCCCCUCCAUUAGCCAAACUAAAGCCGAACAGGGCAGCGAGAGUAAAAGGAGCUCUGAGAUCCCGUCGGAAACGUGCUGCUCUUCAGAGCCCCGAGUGGGAGCCAGUGGGACUUCUUUGGAGAGAGAGCAGGAGGAAGGGCCAGGGCCCACCCCAGACGCCAAGUUAGACAAAACCUGUAUGAGCACAACCGUGAACAUCCCAGUGGCUAAUUCAGUGCUGCCCAAAAAUAGUGUUCUGGGGGGGGUCCUCAAAACAAAGAAGCAGCUGAAGACGGCGAAUCAUUUUGAUUUGCCCAAUGGUGUGCUGGCGGACAGCCUAGGUGAGGAGCCGCUUCCUUCCUUGCGCCGGGGCCGGAAAAGGCACUGUAAGACCAAGCACUUGGAACAAAACGGCUCCCUUAAGAAGCUGCGGCAAAGCGGUGGGGAGGCGGGCCCGGCCUCCCGGGCCCCGGGCCUGCGGGAGAUGGAGCAGAAGCUGCAGCAGGAGGAGGAGGACCGGCGGCUGGCUCUGCAGCUGCAGCGCAUGUUCGACAACGAGAGGCGGACCGGGAGUCGGCGGAAAGGAAGCGUGGAUCAGUAUCUCCUACGGUCCAGCAAUGUGGCCGGGGCCAAGUAGCGCCCCAGGAACAUGUGGCCUGUUUUUAAGAAGUCUGUGGGCCUGAUCAUUUAUCUUGAAGAGCUGAGUGUUCUCACUUUGGGUUUCUUUUCAUGGCAAAACACUGUCUGCUAUGGUUCUGAGAGGUUCCAGGGCCUUUGUGGUCUCUGUCCAAGGGCCCUGUGUCUCUGCCUCCCGGUGACCGCGGCCAGAAGCACUCCUCACCCCUAAGUGACCCACCCCUGAGGGCGUCUGGGCCAAGUCUGGCAGCACCCACUUGGAAUGAGAUUCAGGAGCACAGGGGCCAGAGUUAGAGAUGGUAGAGGAGACGGAGGAUACCUUCUGAAACUGACAGACCUCCUGACUUCUUUCACCAGGGUCUUAUUUUAAAUCAGCCUUGCAGAUAAAAGGGAGUUCCCUCUUUCUCAGAGAAGUGGGUCAGUGUCGCUCUUUGGCAGAUCCAAGAAGAUCAUGUUCCCCCUUCUCCUUACUUGUGCCACAAGUAAAUAUACCUAAUGAAAUCAGUUGAGUUUACCCUCCUAACAAAAGUUAAUUUACCUUCCCUGUGUAAAAAGUAACAUCGGACCAAUGUGCUGUCUAGUCGACAGACCACCUUCACGGUCAGUGUUCAGUUUGGUCUUCCCAGGAGCGCUAACAUGUAAGUGGUAUCAGCGCCGUUUUCGAUGAUGUUGGAACUGCAGGGCAGACGUUCAGGUCCUGUCAUUCACUAAGUGGCGUAGCCCAGACUGACCGUUAGGGCUCCUGACAACAGAUCCCAGAGAUUUUCCACACUAACAGGUUGAACAGGUUGCCGUAAUGGACAGCAACCCAAGGGCAUGCCACGCACGGGAGCCCAGGGAAAGCUGGCUGAGCAUUUGAAUACUGAUUGUGUAAAAUCCAUAGGCAGAUAAUUGAGAUCGAUGGGAACUAUAAAUAAAUACUAUGCAGUUAUCCACCCUGCUCCCCCCCCCACCACCACCUUUACAGUUUACAGCCUUCUGUUUUCUAUGGGGUGGAGGGGGCUUCCGCCCUGUGAGACAAAUUACAGUUGAACUUCGUUAUUACUCUCCACAUGUCCAAGGGUUAUCUGCAACGUUGAUCUAAAAUCCCAGAAAUUUGCCCAGAAGUCAGGCAAGAGCAAUGCUGAAACUCCAUACUAUGGAAACAAGGUAUCUAGCUGGAUGCAGCUGGUAAAUUCAGUCCCAUGGACCUUUGGGGUUUAAUUUCCUUAGGAGCUGACACCAUGUGUCUUUUGCAUCCCUGGUGGUGCUUGGUGCUUCUGCCCGUCUGGGCUCAUUGAGAAUAGGGAUUAAGAGAUGAUUUUAGGGAAUCUCAGAUGGGCUGGCAUUCCCUGUGCAUGUACGAGCUGUUACUAUAAAGUCAUGUGACUGGCGUUUCAACAAAGGUUUUAGAGCUUAUAUAUCCCAGUGUACGUUGUCCCCCUUGAGUGGCUCCAGCAGGAUACUGCAUAGAUUUUCCAAUGAUGUUGCCAUUGGCAAAAACAUUUCUGGAACUGUCCUCAACAUCUAGAAACAUCUAGAAGUAUAGACUCCUAAAAUGUUAGAAUUGGAAGGGACCUUAAUGGUCAUCUUUUCCAACCUCCUCCUCUUACUAAGGCAGAAACUAAGAUCCAGAACGGUGACUCACCUGAUCACUAGGGAUUUACCGUAUCACCUUCUUUUGAUUCCUCUCAGGAGAAUUUUGCCCCCUCUUCUCGGGGCAGAUCUUUACUCUUUUGUGGUUACAGGAGGGAGAAUUUUAAGUCUGAAACUAGUCAGAAGCUGUUCGAAGCCUCUAGAAGAGAAGGUCGGGCCAGAGGGGUUCAGAGUUACAAACGAGUUGUAGCUGUCAAGCAGUCGUUAGUUGGCAUACGGGCCAUUUCCUCGUGCUGCUCAGGAACAGCUCCCGGGGAGAAGUUCCAGAGAUGUCGUAAGCAUUUUGGUCCUCAUUGAGCUAUGUGGGACCUCCUCGGUGACUGCUUUGGUGGGAGGGUCCCUCACUUGAAUGUAUGUGUUCUGUGUUCUGUGUGCACACGUGCAGAUGUGUAUUUAAAACACAUGCAUCCAUGCCAUUCCUCUUUAUUCACACCACUUCGGUUCCAGGCCCUGCCAGCCACACAGGCUUCCACAGGCUGCUGGACGGUCGGUCCCCGGGAUAGCAGAGCCGGUGCUGGUCUGUGGAGGAAGGGGAGGGUGACUCACCGAAGGCCCUUAGAGAACGCCCGAGGUCCUGCCGUUUCCUAGAGCUGCUCGUUGGUCUGAGCGAACAUCCCUGGGAGGCUCGUCUGCUCGGUGGUAGCAAAGAAGCUUCUUUUUUCCACUUGCCAUCUUUCGUCUAGGUCUCCAGUCAUUUAAAAAACACGUUUCAGUUGGAACUGGUUUUUGGUUUUGGAGAAAAGAUAAAUAUUUUUAAUAGAAAAAGAUAUAUAUUUUAAAUAUUUCCCCAAAGUCAUACUUUUGUUUUAAGGAGUUGCAUAGCAGUAGCAAGGAAUUUUAGGUUUGGGUGCAGAGCGCAAAGCUCCCUCCUGUGAAGUGAGUGUUGCAAACGCUGGAUCCAGCUUGCUGACUUUCCCGCUUGCACCUCCUGUUGUGUCUAGAGGGUCCCUGACAGUUGUUCUGCAGACUUCCGGCCAAGCAGUAGUCCUUGCUGUGGAGGCAAAGCAGUUUAGGUUAAGGAGCGACAGGGCUUACCCUCUCAUCUGCUUGGCUUUGGAGGAGGAAAAAACCACUAAGGUAUCAUCUGUAUUUUAAGAUGCUUCCCGUACUUAACUAACACCUGAACACUUUCUCCUUCUGAAAAACGUCUGUGUCCUGUUGCUUGCUUGCUUGCUUGUGAAGUUUAUCACAGAUGGCAUUGUUGACAUGAAUUAUUUGGAGAAAGAGAAAGACAGGAAGGGAAAACAGAGUGAUGGGGAGGGUUGGGGAGGGAGAACGAGAGAGACGCUAGUUCACAAAACAGACAUUUCUCACAAAUCAUUGGAAUCUGAUUCACCAUACAAAUUUCCCAUGUCCUACGAGCUCUGCUCUUUGUGUAUAUGCAUUCUCUGUGUGUGUGGGUUUUGUUUUUUGUUAUUAAAGGGGAAGUUAGGAGAGGUUGGAGGAUGAAGGUCAUUCUGUGGUGCCCUGAGAAGGGGGUUCUCAUAGGGUGGGGAAGAUCUUUGGCAACAUAUUCGUGACCUAUUGAUUGUAUCUGCUGGAAGGAGUCAUCGGGGCCUGUUGGGUCGGUGUCAAAUCAGGGGAUUAAGCACCCAGCCCUUGGACCCUUUCAUAUAAUUGCCUCUUUUUAAAAGGUUAAUUCAUCGUGGCUGAAGCUUCCCAGGAAAACCUUUUGUAAGUGGCUUCAUUUCUUAUUUUUUUAAUUUAAGUUUUAGAUUUUUGUCUGGAGGAAGAACUGGUGAUGAAUGCCUUCUGGUUUUCUUGGUUUGGGGUGGUUUUUUUGUUUUUGUUUUUGUUCAUUUUCCCUAAAAGAAAAAUGCCUUUAAGAGAUUAAAGCUGCUUAAUUAAUUGCUGUCAGAUUACAAAGUGACAAACUGACUAAGAUGGGAAGCUGCCACUGUGCUUGACUGGUGAAACUGAUGACCGAAGGCUGUGCUGUUCGCCCUUUCUGUUCCAUUUAACAGACAUUCCUGAGCUUCGAACUUGUGCCAAUCCUGUACUGGGUCGUGGAGAUACAGGAUGGAAAGGACAGUCCCUGCUCUUGAGGAGCUCAGUCUCUAAUGGAAUGUAUUUGAAUGUCUGUGUGGCUGGAGUUCUGCUUCUUCAUAGUGACCAUCUUGGAUGGCCCCAUUUAAGAUACUGUCCAGCAUCUGGCAGGCUGCGUUGAACAUUUUAGACCUCUCCCAUCAGUAUUUCUGAAUUUGAUUGCAGCACUGCUUUCCAUUUCCUAAGUAAUUUUACCAGAGGAGAAUGAAUUUUCUCCUCCAGUGACACAGGACAAUAAUCUCUUCAGGAGAGCUUUUACAUCAGCGCCAGGAAGUGAGGCAGGGUGUGGAUCAUUGACAUGGUCAGAGGAGGCCCACAUCCCAACUCCCUGACCUCCUCACCUCUUUCGCAACCAGACCUCUCACCACAGCUGGUAGCAACUUUGGAUUCCUUUUCCUUUUUUCUGCCUGGCUUUUCACUGAGAUGGAAAACCAGCAGGAGAGGAAAGAAAGAAAAAUUGAAGGCUGGAUUAUAAUCAUAAAAUGCUAUAGCUCGAAAGAGCAUGGAAAUCAUUCAGAUCAAAUUUUUCCCACCUGCUGCCCAUUUUUUUCUAAGAAAUAAGGAACGUGAGGUCCAGUGUCCUGUGCCCUAUUUUAUACUGUAGUUUCCUAGGAUCUAAAUAGUCCGUUUAAAUUACACACACACACACACACACACACACACAAUUUGCUAAUGAGGACACCCAAAUGAUACAGGAGGCUUUUUGUUUUAAUAGCUUUUUCUUUCAAAUUUUUUGUUAGAAUUAAAAUAUACUUAUAUCCCCUGAACACACACCCAAAUAGGGAAAACCCCACAAUGUGACUAAUGUGAAUAUGGAGUCUUGGGAAGUGAUAUAUUUUUUUGAUUGGAAUAGUCAUCAUUUUAACCACAAAGGGUUAAAACCCAGCCAGCUCUUCAUUUUUCUUUGAAAAAUCAAGAACUCCUUAGGGACUUAAAUCUUUCUCAGCCAGCCUUUUCCCCAUCAACCUAUAGAGUGGUCUUUUGGCCUGGUUUUUAGAAGUAAGCAUAGUUGCUUAUAAAUUCUUGUGAAUCAGUGACACAGGUAUUUUUUUCGGGGGGGGGGUCGAGAUUCUAGGGAAAGCUGCUGCUGAAUAGCUUUUCCUCCAAAGACGAUACAGAAAAUGCAUCUUUCACAUAAUUGUUAUCCACUGUAACUUUCUGAAAAAGAUUGUUCUACAGAGAAAAGAGACAUAAGCAGAAGUCACGACCAGCUUAGAGACUGGUUAAAUUGAAGAAAAAGUGCCAAGACUGAAUGUGCACAUUGUUCUAUGUAUGAUCAGUAUUUUUAUUCUUCCUAAGAAAAAUAUUUACACACUUCGCUUUGUGAGUAAGUGCUUCCUUACUGUCUUGUUAAUAAGGGUGGCAGGCUCCCUCUCUGCCUUUUCUGGGGUCUUCUAUCAACUAGUUGGACAAAGCUGACCUAAGGCCAGGCUUAUUCGUCUUCUUCCCUCUCACGUAAUCGGUAAAAACAGGCAAUGCGCUCCUCAAAGAUCAAGCUUUUAGAGCUGAAGAGUAGCUGUUUGGGCCCUGGGUCUGGAGGGCAGCGGUCAGAGUCUCCCUGGGUGGCCCUGUGCCCUCCACUCCAACUAUGCCACCAAUGGGAGCAGGGCCUCUCCCUCCGUCGGUGGGUCCAGCCCUUCGCCUGCAGCAGAACACUUAAACUCCUGAGGAGAGAAUGGAGAACUACUCGAGGGAAAAAAUUAUCUUAAAUGCCACCUAAUGGUUUUGUUUUUGUUGUUUCUCCUGAUGAGCUGUUUACUCUCAAUUUCUACACACACAGUUGUCCUUAGGACCUUUCCUCUUCUCACCUAGAAACAGAAAAUGGGAUGUAUAUUGGUUUCCAACCUGCUGUCUACAUUAGAAUUGGAGACGGGGCCUGGAUCCUUGUGGACUGCCUCCUCUCCAACUCAUCACCAACAGCAUCUUGACAAAGACAGACCCAGAACAGGGCAGGCCCUGUCAGGGAUGCUUCUGCCAACAAAGAAAUGGCACAGAAUCAAAUGGGACGAUGUGUUGUUUGUUUAAACAGUACCAGAGUGCGUUCUUCAGUGUGUGUUUGCCUGCUUGAGGAGAGGCCCAAGUUGAACACAAAGCAAACUCAUGAAAGUGAAUAUUCUGUUUCUAGUCAAAGUCUUAACCUCUAGAGCGCAAUCACAGGCAAAUCUGGGCUGAGACUAGGUGUGUUUGACUUUUGGAGCGGUCUUUGCUCUGGGAGAUGCCCCACUUUGGAAUGUCUUGUUUUGGCAUUCAGAAUGGUGGGAGAAAUUAGGAGGCGAGAUGGGGUUUCCAUGGUGUGCUGUGUCUGAGGUCUAAGUUAAGAAUGGUCUAUUCAACCAUUCUGACUCCUAAUGAAGGCACAAGAGUCUGAGAAAAGAACGAAUGUACAGGAUGAGACUAUCCUUGCAUAUUGGGGCUAUACUGAAAACAUCUGAUUUUGGCUUUGGAAGCACUGCUCAAGAAUUCAUCAAAAUCCCUUUGGUGUCCGUUUCUCAUCAAACACAGAACAAAUGUAUCGCUGUCCCAUCUAAAUGUGUAAAAACAAUUUGAAGGACUGAUGCAAGACAUGCCGUACGUGGUAAACCAGCACUUAAGGGACCUUUGAAAUCUGGCCCAAGACUCUUCCAAAAGACUGUCUUUAAAAUGAUUUGCAAGAAACAAGGCAGCUGCUUAGAGGUAUAUGAACAGAAUAUGAUUGUUCUUUGGCCUCUAAGGUAACAGAAAAUGUCCGCCAUGUUGCACUCAUGGAUUCCGAUAGCCUGGUGUGGUGAAGGGGGUGCCCUCAUUUACAGGUGGGAAACUCUGGCCCUAACAUAGCCUGGAAGUUGAGUCCUCUGACUGCAAAGCCAUUGAUUGCUUUUCCUGUUGCCCUAGCUCAGUCACCUCAGGGUGCUGCCAUCCUCCCACUCUGGUCUUGGCUAACUCUUAAGGUUCCAGUUGCUUUCUGGGUUGGAUCUUCUGGACUGGGCCUGCCAGGGAUACAGAGACCAGAAUCUUCCCUCUGCACCCACCAUAGGGGUGGGAGGUAUCCUGCAGCAGCAAGCAUCAUGAGACACAGUUUGCAUCUAAAUCAGUUCUCAGUUCCCUCUCCUGCGGCCAUAUCCAGCUCCCAGGGACUUACUGGCAUCUUGGAUAAGUGGCUAGGAGAACAGGAUGGCCCUACCUAGUUUUGGAGAAUUAGUGGUGGGAGAAAUCAUUUCUUCUGGUUUGCUCACUAGAAGGUUGGAGAAAGCUCAGAAGAGUGUGGCAGCCAGCUUCCCAUCUGCUUAUGAAGAAGGGAAGGGAGUGCUGGGUGAAAGCAGCCCAGGGGGUCGAGGCCUCUAGUGGCAGAUGUGCUGGGAAGAGUGUGCCCGCAGCAGGGAGGGCAGAUGCCGCCCAAAAGGCUUUCCUGAUUAGUUAUGAAUUCAUGUUCAUUUGACAAUUCUAGUCAGAGGCUUUACUCAUUGAGAUGAGGACUAGUUCGUGUCUCUUCAAAAAAGGACAAAACUCAGGAAACCAAGCAACUGAAAUCUGCUCACACAAGAGCCCUCAAAGUGUGCUUUUAACACCAGAAGGACCCACAGAGAUUGCAAACCGCAUUGUCGCUGUGGGUAAGGUUAAAUGACCUGCCCUUUAUCAUAUAGCAAAUAAGAAGGUUAAAAAUCAAACCCUGGUAAUGUGAUUAAGUCCAGAUCACUCCGGAAAUAGAAAAGAAUGGACACAAUUGGAAAAUGCUUGUAUGGCUUCCAGAGAUGCAGCAAUUCGCCUGCGCGGGAGGGCGGAUGGGUAGACGGUGUGAGACCCUGCCUCGCAUACUUCAAACAGGCACUAGGAGAGGAACUAAUUUAUUCAGAUGCUAUCUUAUGUGGAAUAACUGAGAAAGUUAAAUAGCGUUUGGCCCGGAUAGGUGUCACCUCUCUGGGAUGUUCUUACGUUGGUGGAGGGCUCUGGCCUGGCCUGGCGGAGGGAGCCAAUACACUCCUGAGCAAACAGCAGUGCUAGGUGUACCGAGGGACUUAGGCAGACAGCCCCAGCCCAGUGGCUAGAACUGCCUGGUAGCUUUACCAACAAAGGACGGGACAGCCUUUGGAGGGAGUGAGUUCCCUGUCACCAGGGGUGCAAGCAGGAGCUGAACGAUCGGUUAGGGAGACAGCAAGAGGCUUCCGGUCUCGAAGCUGGGCUAGGAUGUUCCCAGGAGCCUUUCAGGCCAGAGAGCCUAUGGUUGGUAAGUGUUUCUGGCUAGAAAGUGCAAUCCAGUUCUCUAGGCCUAGAGCCCAGCAUGGCUUACAGGGUCACUGUUGGGGCGGAUUCUCCUUCCUAAUGUUAGGGAAAAGGUGGUUUGGGGACCCAGGAGAUCCAAGUGGUGAGUCAGCAACACACCCUGCCUGCAAGUGUCACUGCCACAUAAGCCUGUACCACGUGUACCCGUCCGGGUGCCUGUGUCACUGUGAUGUAACUGACACUGUAACUACAUGUGCGGCCGUGUGGCUGUGUGUGUGACUUGUGGGAAUGCAGAUGUGUGCAUCUGGUAUGACCGCAGCUGGCUGUAAAUAGGACACUGGCCACAUGUGGCAGACUGCGUGGCCAAGUAGGAGAAUGAGCAGUUAUUUCUAUGCCCUAAUAGCCUCACACUCGCAAUAAGCAGACACGCCACCAGGCUUCUGUCAGACCCAUGGCUGCAAGGCAAGAUUCUAGCUCAAAGAUCACCUUAAUGGCAACUGAAGUUGGAGGAGUUUGUGCCUUGCUGAGGAUCCUUAAUCCUUGUGCCACUGACUCCUGGGCCCUGGGAACUGCAUGCCUGCCGCCCAGGUCUGAAUGCUAGAUACCCCCAGGAGAGUAGCCUUAGGAGCAGAGGGAGACCAUUCCCAAAUGUGCAUCUCUGGAAUUCAGUCCAAGUGGCCUUCUCUAGAUCCAUCUCUAUAGCAGGUGCUGUUUCUUGGACAGUCACAAAAUGGGGCAACCCGACAGGCUACCUUGGCCAGAACCAGAGCCCAGGCUAAUCUUGUACAGCCCCAGGAUCCGUUCCUGAGCCGCAGUGUUUGUUUGCAUAUGGACCUCAGCUGGUAUCCCGGAUCAGAGGACCUUAGGAAACCAUGCAAGCCCUCCCCUCAGCCUGUCACGACUUUGUGGCCAUCGCCAUCUGAUAAGGAAAUUCCUGAUCCUCUCUCCUCCCUCCUCUCCAUUUGCCCUCAUCAUGGGAAAAGCUGCCCAACAAAAUAAAGCCUCCUUUCUGGGGCCUGGAGGACUCAGUUUUGCCCCCUAC
Molecule: messenger RNA, 11059 nt
Organism: Zalophus californianus (California sea lion)
Lineage: Eukaryota; Metazoa; Chordata; Mammalia; Carnivora; Otariidae
Gene: RNF169
Product: ring finger protein 169
Exons: 6
Coding region: 14-2140 (708 amino acids)
Biological process (GO): double-strand break repair
Cellular component (GO): nucleus; site of double-strand break
Molecular function (GO): ubiquitin-protein transferase activity; nucleosome binding
Source: RefSeq, a predicted model, not a curated record